This is a messenger RNA of Homalodisca vitripennis (glassy-winged sharpshooter), 6103 nucleotides long. RefSeq names its product mitochondrial import receptor subunit TOM70 (gene Tom70). NCBI's taxonomy places the organism in Eukaryota, Metazoa, Arthropoda, Insecta, Hemiptera, Cicadellidae. The annotation marks the transcript as partial. Gene Ontology annotation, molecular function: protein binding. The record is from RefSeq and is a predicted model, not a curated record. The transcript has 5 exons.
UUUUUUCAGAUCACAGUGAAUGCUCUUAUUAAGCGGGCAUCGCUUUACUUGCAGUCCGAUGAGAGGGAAAAAACAUUCUUAGACUUUGAGAUGGCAGAAGAACUUGACCCCAACAAUCCAGAUCUCUACUUACAUCGAGGACAGAUGUAUCUUCUCACUGAUAAUACUGAAAAUAGCAUCAAAGACUUCGAGAAGUGCGUCAGCCUGGACCCUAACUUUGCCAUUGCAGUGAUGCAAGGUCACUACGCUCACUAUCGCCAAGCUGUCUCGCAGAACAGCAUGAGCGGCAUUAACAGAGUCAUUGAGAAGUUCAAGCGGGAUCUUCGCAAAUUCCCUAAGUGCACUGAAGCAUACAUUUUACUUGCUCAGAUUCUCAUGGAUCAGCAACAGUUUGAUGAUGCAGACAAAUAUUUCCAGAGUGCCAUAGACAUUGAUCCGGCCAAUGCUACUUUGAGAGUUCACAGAGGAUUGCUCCAAUUACAAUGGAAGGGAGAUAUUGAUACUGCAAUGAAAAUGAUCAGUGGAGGCAUUGAAGUCGAUGACCGAUGUUCAUUCUGUUACGAAACACUAGGAACCAUUGAAGUUCAAAGAGGUAACCUAAAACAAGCAGUGGAACUGUUCAACAAAGCCCUGCCACUGUCCAAGACAGAGCUGGAACUUGCACACCUCUACUCACUGCGAGAUGCUGCCGUGGCCCAGCAGAUUGCUGCCGACAGACUUGGUCUCACAUCACUUAUCGGCACAUAAGUUGUGUCUUUGUCAUUGUUUUGUUGUCAGACUGUUAUAUUGUUUGGUUCUAUAAAAACCAAUGAAUAAUGCUCUAGGAUUCCAUCGGUAUAUAUACCAUAUUGUUUUAGAUUCAACUCAUAGUAACCUAAAAUUGUUUGGUUUGUAUUUCAUAUUGUGAACUUUCAGUGAACAUAUUGUAUAUCCAAUAAUCUAAUUAAAGAUUCUCGGCUACUUUUUAUACUAUAUCAUCAUUCGCACUUAUUCAGAUUUCUAAUAAAAUUCAAAUAGUACCAAAUGCUACAAAACAUAUUUUUAGAGCAUCGGUUUCUCACUGUAAUGAAAAUUUACAAUAUUAAUUAUUUUUAUAUCUUCUUUAUUAUGAAAACUUGUUAGAAGACAUCCCUUUCUUUAAUGUGUGUUUAAAUUUAACUUUUUUCCCUAUAUUUAUAAAUUAUUGUAUUGUCCCAUUCUUAAAAUUUAUUUAUUAAUUUAUAAUUUCUUUACCAUCUUUUUGCAUUUAUUUUAUAUUUUUAAUAGAACAGUAUUUAUUGGAAAUUCCUAUAAAUUGUUUUAUUUGUCCACUGUCCCUAAUUUUAAUAAAGUUUUGUAAUGUUUUACUGUCUAUUAGUAUGUUUAUCACUCUUCUAUAAUUUAACAUUACGGUAGUUUUAUUAUUAUAAUUGAUGUUUUUCUAUUCGGUAAAUUAACUUUAUUUUUCAUUCAGUCUUAAGUUAAAUAAGUAAAACUCCUACCUCAAAUUUUGGUCUUACACUUAAGUGAUAACCUUUUAAGAAGAUGAAAGAUCAAUUAAAGAUUGAAUUAAUAAUAUGAUUACUUUCGUCAAAAUAUCCUUGUUUUUAUUUUAAUACAAAAAUGUAUAGGACUGUUUGUUUUGAAGAUUCUUUUUCAUUCAUUUGUAGUAGAUUAUUUUUUGUUGUUUUUUUAUCCAAAUUAUCUACCAAAACGUUGUAGCCACAUCAACAUUGUUCACUCAAGUAACAUUACUGACUGUUGCUUGAAAACUCACAUGUAAAUAAAUCACAAAAGAUAACAACAGCAUAUUUAUCUAAUCAGUUGGUAAGUGGAUUAACACACCACACGGUACUGUAUUUUAUAUUUUUCUUUUACAAUGUCAAGUAGUUAAAAUUAAUAAACAUGGUAAACUUUUUCUGAAAUUAUUGCAUUGUCAAGAAUUUCUUGGAGCAUUGCCAAACUAAUGUGUGCAACUCCUUAUGUCCAACCAAAUGUGACACAAAAUUGGACAUUUACAUUGAUCUAUAUCAUAUCAUAAAUUUCCUUUAUGAUCCAUUCCCCAAUGCCUCAUGUACCCAAUUUACUCCUUUGAAUAUGAGGGUGCUCAAGAGAAGCUGAGCCCUUCACCAAAGAAUCUAUUUAACCAGAGACAUUCUGGCUAACAUUCCCAUUUUCAUUAUUAGGUUUGGGUUGGUUCUGCAAUAUAUUUUGCAUCCUGGUUCUACUGACUAUCUGAAAUAUUUUUAAUUACAUAAAUGUAUUCAAGAAAGUCCCGUUACUGAACAUUGAUAUUUGUAUUGAGGAUUUGACAUGGAUAUUAACCCUUCGUGGACAGUUAAUAUCUGCAAAAUAUGUUUUUCUGGCACAUUGUUAUGUAAAGGUUAGUGUAUGAUAUUAAAUUUACAACAAAUAAUUUUUUACAGUUUGGUGGCAAUAAAAAGGCAAGCUAAUUUAUCCGACUCCACUGUUGCCAAUGUACAAAACAAAUAUUACUAACAAUAAUCAUUCAAUUCUUGUUUCAAAAGUGUCCAUUUAUAUAUUUGUAAAUUACCUCUGAUAAACACGGUUUUACAUUUAAAAUAUUAGUUGGAAUGGCUUCUGUGUUUUUGCAGACUUGUCUGCAAAUUAUCUCUGAAGAUUGUAACUUUAAGCGAAUAUAUCCAUCAUCUGCUACAAACAUGGUAUGCAGCAGAUAUAUCUGUAUCCGUCUGCGAAGGGUUCAUCUCUCUAUACGAAAUCAGUAUAGUUUUCUAGUUGCUACCAAUACAAUAACUGUUUACCAGGCAUUGUAUAUUGAAUCACAUAUAGCUGUUUGAGAAUACUGUUAGCUUUAGUACCGCAUGCAUUCUGUGCCCACAAAUGUCCACAUGAUCUAAGCCUAGUAAACAAAAAAUUCAAUGUUUAGUUAUUAUAAUAGUAUUUUAUAUUUAAUUGUAAUAACAAUGAAAUUUUCAAAUGUAUGAUCUAUGUAAACAGAUAUAUGAAGAAUCACACGCAUGUUCCUGUUUGGCGUUUGAGUUUAUAAUAUUGCUGCAUGUUGUGACUCAUAGGCAACCCUUCUCCAUUUUCUGAUUAUUUGUGUUAUACUGUCUCAAGAAACCAAAUGAAGUUGCAGCUAAGUCCGUGAUAUUACGUUCCUCAUUACAAACUAAGAUUCUUAACUACUCAGAUGUGUUAAAACAGGAUAAAAGUUACUGAUAUUUAGAAACUUCUGUGCUUAUUAAAUCUAUGACUCUCAAUUAUGUACUCUUCUUCAGAACAAAUUGGAAUUUCGCUGUCAGCCUGGUGUUCAAGGUUUGAGCAUUUGUUAUAUUUCUAAGAUUAUCCCUAUCUGUUUAUAAAACUUGAUUACCUUUGAUUAUCCUAUUAUAUUGAGAAGAUGUUUGAUAAAGUUUUACCACUUUGUAUGUUUUGUAUAUUUUUGUUUAAUGGCUGUUAAAUAUUAUGGCAACGUUAUUAGUUUUUUUUUUCUUGUAAGAGUCACUUCAAGUAAUAAUUUAGUGGUUGGUAAACUUCUUGGCUGUGUUUUGUAAAUUAAAAUUCCAAGUGUUUGAUUAAUGGUGAGAAGUGAAUGAGUAAUCAAUAAGGAAAGUGUAUUAUAACACAAAACAAUAUUUCUAUUUCAAGUGUUAUAGAAUAAUCAUAUUUGAACAAAGGCAAAUGGUCUGCAUUUAUAAAAGUGAUAUUGAAUUAGGUUCUCUAAUAAAUAUACGUAAAAUUUUUGAACAAUACAAUAUAUUAUACAAGUGAAUGUUUGUAGAUAAAAUUAAUUGUAAGCCCAACAAAAAUUAAUUAAAUGAUUGAUAUAAGUUAGAAUUUUUUCUAGAUUUCUACUUAUCUUUGUACAUUUAUAAUAUUAUUGAAUUUUUGUAAUGGUUUUACAGAAGCAAUAUAAUAUGUCAAGUCAUAAAAAGUCACCCCACUUAAAAAUUUUUACAAUUAAAAUCAACUAACCUUUUGAGGACUGUGACUAAAAUUUCUUUACAAUCUUACCAAAUUUUUUUUAUGUUAUUAAAUGCAUCUGGCACAGCCAAAGAGCACUGUGCCCUUAACGAGCAAUUUGCAGGAAUUUAAGAAAUAAUUAAUAACUUUUAAGUUAUAAAAAAAUGUAUUUAUAGUUGGUUUAGUAACAUAUAUCUAGCCAUUAAGUGUAGUAGAUGAAUAACCUGCCAUGCUUCUUCACACUAUGGAGGGAAUAUAACAAAUAAUUUUCCCUUCAUUUCUAAGUUUGCUUCACUGUAGCAUAAAAACAAUAACAACAAAUUUGUACUGUUCAAUGUUGUAUUUUUUACAUUUACAAGUACAUUUGAAGAACAUUGAAGUAUACAACAUUAUAUUUUAAUUGGACAACUAUUAAAAAACUAGUUAUUUUGGUAACUAGAAAUACACUGAUUAUGAUAAGUAGUACUUACAGUUGCACGUUGAGAAAAUCAUGAGAUGCAAAAUAUAUGUCACACAAUCAUUUAAAGAAAAUAAAAAUUCAAUUUAAAAAAGACAGCAACUCAGUUUGGUUCUACUUAAUACAAUUACUGCUUAUUAAAUUAAAUAGCAUUCUUCUUGAAAUUUAUUUUGUGAGUAACAAGGAGAGUUGUUUAUUUCUAGUAUGUUUACAAUUUGUCACCACAUGAUCGGCAAACACACUUUCCGUUUUGCGAUAUAAAAUAUUAGAAUGAUCACAAUAAACUGAAAGACAUUCAAAAAAGGUUUCCAAGGACAUAGAACAAAUCUACUCAUGUAGUUGCAAAAAACAAUUGGGCAAUAUUUCAUUCAGCCUAGUUAUUUGCAGACACUACUAUGGACAAUACAUCUAUUGGUCCCUAUGAGGUUUAUCAAUCUGCUUAGACCAUAUUAACUCCUAGAAUAAAUCAUAUAUUGGGUAGUUAUGUAAAUGGUAAAAAAUAAAAAAACAAUGUGUUUGAAAUAUAACAAUAACCAGCGUUUUCGUAAUUGUCUUUCUUUGUUUUCACUCAAAGAAUUCAUUGGAUAUUUAAAAAAUUCAGACUUAAAAUAGAUAUAAGUGUAAGAAUGAACCGUGUUGUGCCAUAACUUUCCACAAGCAAGUAAGGAAUUGUUAAAUAAAAUUGAAAAUAUUGCACAUUAUCCCAAUAAUAUUCCUCAAAAAAAUUCUGAGAGUACACAUAGAAAUGUGUGCUGAAUGUUAAAAAACUUUUCUUUAUCUUUGAAAUGAAUAAGAAUAUUAUCUAUCCAUUCCUUAUCAUUCUGUUUUUUUUUUAGUUGAAUAAAAUAUUCAUAGGGCAAAAGAACCUCACUUUACACCAGUACAACAACUAAACACAUACACCAAUAUUAUUCUGCUUACUUUAAAUACAAUUUAUUUAAAAAAUGAUGCAGAAAUUUUAUUUGUUAUGUGAAAUAAAAAAAGGUAAAUCAAGUAUAAUGGUGUUGAAAUAAGAAAACUUUAAACUAUAUAUCUACAGGCCUAAAAAUGUAGACUUACAUUUAUCAAGUUUUAAUAAUAUUCAAUCCUUUGUAACUAUGUAGUUAUAUUGUUAAUUUAAUUGUAAUGGAGUAAAAAUGAAGUCUUUCCCACUUAUUCUAUUGCUAUACAAAACACAAUAAUUUAUGCGAACAAUUUGAAUUUUUUAGUAAGCCGCACAAAUGUUCAAUUAUUUGAAUAGUUCAUUUCAGGUUACAUUAAUUUGAAAUUUUUUUCAAUUUUAACCCAAAAACUUAAGGGUUUUGGUUACUUGUAAGUUGAUUAAAUUAACUUUUGAAGUGUGGUGAUUUAAGUGUUCAUUUUGUGAUAAAUUACAUAUCUCUAUUAAGAUGUAGUUCACAAUAUCAUUUUCUUCAUCCUUUCAAAGUUUAUCAUCUUUUUAAUUACAUUAUGAACUAUAUAUUUAGUUUACUCCUAAAGGCCCUAUAUGUUUGUAAUAUUUUAGUCAUUUCCUCAAAGCUUUCCUGGUACAGUAAAAAUUACUACUUCAUUUUUACUUAAAGAACUGAUAUAUUUAGUCAUAUUUUGUAGUUUUUCAGUAUGUAUAGUUAGUUUUGUUGAUAGUGUCAAGAGUAUAAAUAGACAUAGUCAAUUUUUGAUUUGGUUUUAAGUGCAAUUUAAGUUAGUUGUUUAAACAAAAUAAAAAUAUUAAAUUGUUCUCCA